This is a messenger RNA of Echinostoma caproni, 834 nucleotides long. The record is from the annotation of a GenBank genome assembly. Lineage: Eukaryota; Metazoa; Platyhelminthes; Trematoda; Plagiorchiida; Echinostomatidae.
AUGCUAUGGGCAUUGGUGUCGAUUUUUGUGGAAACCAGUGAUGACUUACGAUCUUAUCUGUUCCGAUACACACAGUCAGUUGAUGUAAAAGGAAAUAAAAAGAUCGGUGCUUCCAUCGACACCGUGAAUCGCUCCAUGGAAUUGGUCGCAAAACAUGGUCCAAGGAAAUAUCUUCCACCAGAUAACGCAUUAAAAUUGCUCGUGGCCGGAGAUUUGCAUCAUCGGCAACAAGUAAAUCUACCGAAUAAAACAUGUUUAUUAGCCACUGUUGGGCAAUUAUCGCUUGUUCGUGAUGCUAUCCGGGGACUUGUGGACCAGCUGAACCCACAUACAAGCAAAAUAUCUAGAGAUUUCUCGCUAUAUCUGGCUCCGAUUUCGAGCAAUGCAGCGACCUAUGAAGACAAACCUUUAAUUCCACUGAACAUGGACGAUUAUCUCUUGGACUUUCCCGUCUACGAUCAAACUUACGCAUUAUACUUCCGUCGCUUGUGUUGGACUGUGAAAAUGGAUUACAAUCAGAUAGCGAAAACUAUGCUGAACUCUUUAUUUGAUCAGGUCUCGGAAGAAUACCUCAGUGGUUAUUGGUUACCACAAGCAAAUCCGGGAUCAGCCGAUAAACUGAACAAUGAAUGUGCAUCGAUCUCUUGUUUGUUAUACCAAGGCCGAGAUGAAACUGGACCGAUAAACAGUUCUGCGGCAUUCGCGUUGAUGCCAAAAACUUUGGAAGCAGACGCAGACCGCUGGCGUAUCAAGAUGAACGAAUCUCUGACCGUGUUAAAAUGCAGUUCCGCAUCUGAAGCACGUUCAAACUUCCUGAGUAAGUUUGGAUUUUGA